This is a messenger RNA of Epinephelus lanceolatus (giant grouper), 3628 nucleotides long. Its product is annotated as breast cancer metastasis-suppressor 1-like protein-A. NCBI's taxonomy places the organism in Eukaryota, Metazoa, Chordata, Actinopteri, Perciformes, Serranidae. The record is from RefSeq and is a predicted model, not a curated record.
AGCUGUCUAGAUGCGGGCUAGCUAACCGGUUAGCUGUCUGAGGUACAUUUGCCUCUUUCUCCGGGGUAAAAUAAAAGAGCAGCAGCCGUUCCUCUCCCGUUAACACCGGCUCUUCUGACGGUCGCCAUGCCGGUUCACUCCCGGGAGAAGAAAGAAAGUAACCACGAAGAAAUGGAGGUGGAUUUUCCCGAGCAGGACGGCAGCAGCACAGACGAGGAGGACACGGUUAGCUCGUCGGUGUCUGAAGAUGGAGACAGCUCGGAGAUGGAUGAUGAAGACUGUGAGAGGAGGAGGAUGGAGUGUCUGGAUGAGAUGACCACUCUGGAGAAACAGUUCACCGACCUGAAGGAGCAGUUGUAUAAGGAGCGCCUGAGCCAGGUGGACAUCAAGCUGCAGGAGGUCAUGGCUGGCUGCGCCCAGGAGUACCUGGAGCCUUUAGCCAACCUGCAGGAGAACAUGCAGAUCAGGACCAAAGUUGCUGGGAUCUACAGGGAGCUGUGUCUGGAGUCAGUGAAGAACAAGUAUGAGUGUGAGAUCCAGGCCGCCUGCCAACACUGGGAGAGUGAGAAGCUGCUGCUGUUUGACACUGUACAAAGUGAACUGGAGGAGAAGAUCAGGAGACUGGAGGAGGACAGACACAGUAUUGACAUUACCUCAGAGUUGUGGAAUGAUGGAUUACACUCACGGAAAAACAAGAAGAAAGACCCGUUCUGUCCUGUCAAGAAGAAGAAGCCUGUUGUUGUCUCUGGGCCUUAUAUUGUUUACAUGCUGCAGGAUCUGGAUAUUCUUGAAGACUGGACUGCGAUAAGAAAGGCGAUGGCUUCACUGGGGCCACACAGGGUGAAGGUGGAUGUCCCUGCAGUCAAGCCCGACAGACAUCACCAUGUGGCGCGCUUCGAGGACGGUCGACUUUUCUAUGACAACCAGUGGUACUGCAGGGGACAGGCCAUCUGCAUCAACAGGAAGGAUGAGUACCCAACUAGUGCCAUCAUCACCACCAUCAACAACGACGAGGUGUGGUUCAAACGACUGGAUGGCACCAAGUCGAAGCUGUACAUCUCGCAGCUGCUGAAAGGCAAAUACACGAUCAAGCACUCAUAAAAACACACUUCAACACACACACAAAGACAAAGACCGUCAUCUCUGCUGUGUUUCUUUUUGUCUCCUCUCCAUUUCUCUCUACAAUCCUGCCAUAUGUACAGUCACACACACCUCACGUCACCUCCUCCGUGUGUAAGCAACAAAAAACAAAUAUCAGCUGACCCCUCUUGUCUAAGGAGACGAUCCUCUCUGUAAAUAUGUAUGUAUGUUGAUAUUACUGACAAGGUCACAAAGUGUCAUUUUCUCUGGAACGGAGAGCAAUGCAAAGUGCUGCUAAAAAAAACAAAACAACAAAGUGCGAGGAACUGGAGCGAACUUUGAACCGCAGAGCUCAGUCGCGUGCCUUUCUGUGACAAGACGAUGCCUCGGCUGAUGGGAUUAAAAAAAAAAAAAAAAAACCUGAACUCUUAAUAUCAAUGCAGUGAAGCCUUACUCUGUACAGUGUUAGCACCAGGAGGACUGAAGCGGGUCAAUGAAGGAGCGAGUGACAAACUCUGAUCCAGGUGAGGAUGCUGUCACACUGCUGACAGCAUCCAGGUGAGGAUGCUGUCAGCAGUGUGUUUGAUUCGCCUCCCAGGACGCACCGGUUAGACUUGAAUUUCAUGCUCCAUCGAGCCGAAUAAAUCUGUAUUAGGAUCCCCAGGGACCCCAGUUUGAGGAAAUGUUUCAUUUAGUUAGAAAAAAAUUGCACAAGUGUCAAUAUGGAGCUGCAGAGUGAUUAAUCAAUUUUGAGUAAAUGAUUAUAUUGUGAACAUAAUGAGAUGAAACUACCCCGGGGGAGUGUUGAAACCCACUCGGGGAGCCUCUCUGCUGAAUGAUCUCUUGAUGCUUUAGUGUGAUUUUCACAGCACUGUAUUUUAAGUUCAAGCCGAGGCUGCCCCACCCACACUAAGACAAACAUUACAACUGUAUUUUGAGGAUACAGUAAUGGGAGGUGGCCUGUAUAUAGAGAUGACUGUGUGUUUCGUCUUCACUGUGAUUCUUCCCUCCGUCUCUGAUCAUGUUGCCAUGUGUCUGAUAGUGCCUACUGUUAACGUAGAAGGCAGGACCCAGGCGUAAAGGGGAACUUUGGCAUUUUUAAACACAGAUCCUAUUAUCUCAUGCCUUUGUGUUUAAGUGACUAAUGAGAACAACAAUUUCUGAAACUGGUCCAGUAUUGAGUGACAGGGCGGCAGCCGGCAGCGGUGACACAGGCUGCAACAUAACCACUCGGGGUAUGUGUGCACCGUCAGUGUACGUCCAUUUAAAGUGCUUGUUUUUGCCACUGACAGGCUCUGCGGCACGUCAUGAGACACGCUUCAAGUGCCGCCCCAUGUACACACUGGGCGCGUCCCACUGCAGCUUGUCAACAAAUAACCACAUAAAGUUAUUACUACUUUUACUGAAAGAUCUGCACUUCCUUCACCUCUGCGUUAGCUCAAAUCAUGUGCCAACAGCUUCUAAUUAAACUUAAUUUCUCACAUGUAGAGCCGAUCUCCAGAGCUGUGACUCACCUGGCAAUAUCUUCUUGGCAAUUGUCUUUACAAUGACGGGACUGUAGGUUGUUUAGCUCGGGAUAUUUCUCAACCUCAACAAGAAGUUUCUCCUUAUCCAUUCUUCGUCACACACGAGACAGCAGCAGCUACAGAGUUCUUUUCAUACAUCUUUGGCGAAGAGAGGCGUGGAGCUGCCACAGGUGCUGAAAAAAAGAGCUGCUACUGGAGCUAGAAUGUACAAGUGGAGAGCGAGUGGGGAAAUAAUGCAUUUCAUUCUGGUGGUGGUGAGGCUGAAAAUAGGACAGUGGUGUGAAGUGCCUCAGGGCAGCAUGUCCAGGAGUACUUUUUUGAUGCAUGGUGUUCACUGCUGGUGUGUUUAGGCCUUUGGUCUAUUUGCAUGUGCUGUUACUUGGCAGCAGUUAAUGAGCAUUAGCAGUUUGCUUAUCCACAAAUGCCUGAGACGAAAAAUGAAGCCAAAAUAUCCAGGCUAUGGCCACUACCAUGUUGUGCUGGUGACGUUAUUUGGAGCCAGAGACUGCGCAGUAGCUAACUCUGCCAGUUCCUGCCCAUACAUCCAUCCAAUCAGUUGCGAGCAGCGCCAUUGUUAGCAAACAUCAAAAUACCAGUUAAAACCAUACUUAUUAGAAAAACAAACACUUGAUCAGACAUCAGUGUGAUAAGAACUACCUAAAACAGAAAAAACAUCUUUGGGAAGAAUUUAUUUGAUGUGUUCUUGGAGUUUUUAGUUUGGCCCAUGUCCCAUAAGCUAACGUGGAGGGAUGGAGUUUAUGAGGUAUACUGCAGCCAGCCACCAGGAGGUGAUCGAGAUGUUUUGGCUUCGCUUUUUGGGAGCUGUCAUGUUAUCCAUCUUUAUGUACAGUAAUUUUAUCAUCAUAAAACACACUUCAUUCAAGGUCGACAGAAGCAAAAUAAAACUAACAGAAACUGUCUUGGUUCCUCUUUCAACUGUUUCAACAAUCACCAACUCUGUUUUGCUUAAAAUUAACCCUUAAUUCACCAGUUAGAUGUGAAAACAUGCUGCCUCUAUGCAU